CACUCCGCCUUACUCGCCGCACAUUUAUCUCAGAGUUCACGAGCGCGAAAAGGUGCGAUUCCCGCGGAAAGUCGACAGAGACGCCUACGAGCCCGGAGCGCCGCCGGUGAGCAGCAUCAAGUCCGUGAUGGAACCGGCGCCGUUUGUGGCGUCCGUCACCAGCAAUAAUGGAGCAACGUCGCCUUCCAGCAACGGUCAUCAUCAUCAUCAUCAUCACGCCAACGGGAACGGAAGUGUCGUCGGAGAGGUGACAUCUGGCGUCAACGGCCUGAGCUUGACCAACGGCGGUGGCGGCAGUCGCAAGGUGUCGGGCGAGUACAAGUCGCCGCCGGGGUCGGCUAAUUCCGCGCAGGGCGACGGAUUCCAUCUGCGAGGCGCCACUGCUGCUGGCAGCAUCAACAUGCAGGACUCUACUUUCUCGGUUUCCGGCGCGCAAAUUGACGACGACACCCCGAGGCGCUCUACGAUUAAAGUUCACAAUCCACCCGGAGGGAAAUCGUCUGGCGGCUUCUGGUGAGCACCAUUGAUGGAGAACACAUGAUCCUGAUGAUGGGAAGCUGAUACGGAAGACCUUCUUCUCUCAUUUUUGCAGACGAGAGGCUCGCAUUUUUGUUUUAGAUUCUUUCCUUUUUCGAGUCCAAGGUUUGAUCAGAUAUUUCCUUUUGUUUUCCGGCAUGUCGAAAUCAACUUUUUCUUGAGCGUCGAAUUCAGCACAUGUGUAUCAUGAAAGCUUUUUAGAUCAGCGUUCGCAGCUAAAAGAAACCAUGCAAUUUUUUUUUGGGUGGAAAAGCCUAGUCGAUAACAUAAAAAAAAGAACAAAUCGGAAAAAAGGAAGGAAAAAAAUCUUAUGCGGAAAAUUUUCUUUUUAUUUUGUACAUAUAAGGAGGAAAAGUAACUGAAGCUGUUUUAUUGGUGCAGCUGUAAAUUUUCCAAGCCUGCUCCUGGUCUCGGUUUUGCAAAAAGAAAAAGAGAAGAAAAAUUUGCGUUUCGUUAUAUUUGAUCCUAACUCACGCGUUUUAAAACAAGAAAUGUUUGACCGACAAGUUUGGCAAAUAUUUCGCGUAUGUUUUCGUUGUUGAAGAAAAAUUUCAAAAGAGGACGUUGUUGCGUUUCGUUCCAUCACUUUCAAAUUUUGUGUGUUUUUUUUGUGCAUGUUUUUCGAAAAGUUUCGUCGUUGUCGGACGAAUAAUUUGUUUCUUCCCUCUUGUUUCGUUUUGUUUUUUUAUUCCGAUUCGGUUGACUGAUGAUUCGAUGACCAAUCGAAAAAAAAAAAUAUUUUAUCAGUGCUGUUGCUGGAGGUUCUCCUUCGAAUUGCAAACACUUUUUUCUGUGCGCAAAUUAUUCGGAGAUUGCUUGCUUAUAAUUAACUCGCCUUUUGUCCUUUCUUCGGAAUCGCAACUGAGGAGAAUUUCAAGAACUUCAUCCUGCGGCUGAAAUACAAUAUGUUCCUGGAAUUUAUUACAA
Notodromas monacha is the source of this 1464-nucleotide messenger RNA. The record is from the annotation of a GenBank genome assembly. NCBI's taxonomy places the organism in Eukaryota, Metazoa, Arthropoda, Ostracoda, Podocopida, Cyprididae.